Molecule: messenger RNA, 606 nt
Organism: Botrytis porri
Lineage: Eukaryota; Fungi; Ascomycota; Leotiomycetes; Helotiales; Sclerotiniaceae
Exons: 2
Coding region: 1-606 (201 amino acids)
Source: RefSeq, a predicted model, not a curated record
AUGGUUGCCAUCAACAAGCUCAUUGCUCUUCUUCCAUUCUUGGCUGUUGCUACAGCUGCCCCAACAGCAAAGUCUUUCAAGUCUGUACGCGCUGUUGAAGGUACAGACGAGGACCUCUCUCAAGUCUAUAAGAGAGGAACUGGUACCACUGAUCAAGACCUUUCGCAGGUAUAUCGACGUGCCGAAGAUGAAGAUCUAUCUCAAGUCUACAAGCGUACAGUAGCGGGAACUGAAUCAACUGAUGAGGAUUUAUCUCAAGUCUAUCGUCGUUCUGAAGACGGGGAUCUUUCCCAAGUUUACAGACGGACUGAAGAUGAAGAUUUGUCCCAAGUGUACAAGAGAGCAGAAGACGAGGAUCUCUCUCAAUUAUACAAGAGAGUUGAAGAUGAAGACCUGUCUCAGGUCCACAAGCGACACCCAAACAGUGACGAAGAUCUUUCUCAAGUCUACAAGAGAGCAGAGGAUGAGGACCUUUCCCAAGUUUACCGACGCGCUGAGGCAAGCACCGACGAGCAUCUUUCGCAAGUUUAUCGCAGAGCUGAAGAUAAAGAUUUAUCGCAGGUAUACAAGCGUGCUGAAGAUGAGGAUCUUUCUCAACUCUACUAG